Molecule: messenger RNA, 999 nt
Organism: Phytophthora infestans T30-4
Lineage: Eukaryota; Oomycota; Peronosporomycetes; Peronosporales; Peronosporaceae
Product: homocysteine S-methyltransferase, putative
Exons: 2
Coding region: 1-999 (332 amino acids)
Biological process (GO): S-methylmethionine cycle
Molecular function (GO): S-adenosylmethionine-homocysteine S-methyltransferase activity; zinc ion binding
Source: RefSeq, a predicted model, not a curated record
AUGAGCACCCCCGCGUUGACUGGUCUGCAGCAGCUUCUGGCCGACAAGAGCCGCGUUGUCGUACUCGAUGGCGGCUUUGCGACCGAAUUAGAGAAGGAUCCGCGGGUGGAUCUGAGCGCCAGUAGCCUCUGGUCCGGGUCGCUGCUGCUAGACCAGAACCAGCACCUCCAAGAUGUUGUUGUCAAUGCACACACAAAUUACUUCCUCGCGGGUGCUGACGUGGCCACCACUGUCAGCUAUCAGGCGUCAGUCGACGGUUUUAAGCGUGAGGGAGUCACAGCCCUCGAGGACGUCGAGAAACUCUUCGCUAAGAGUAUCGACCUCGGAGCACAGGCUCGUGACGCCGCCUGGAAUGAACUGCAACAGAGUAAACGCAUCAAACCCCUCGUAGGUGCCAGUAUUGGUUGCUACGGCGCUGCACUUGCGGACGGAUCGGAGUACCGCGGUGACUACGGCAAGACAAAAAACGAACUGGUGGCAUGGCACAAGCACCGCUUCGCCUUUUUCACCAGCUACGCCCCUGCUAAUUUCUUGAUCUGUGAGACCAUUCCUUGUCUCGUGGAGGUGGAAGCCUUCGUGGAUCUUCUCAACGAGUUCCCGACCGCACACGCAAUCGUUGCCGUGGCCUGCCACAACGGUAAAGAGCUCAACAGCGGCGAGCCAAUCGCUCGCAUUCCGGAGAUCCUGGCUAAACUCAAUAACCCCUCACAGUUGCUGGCCAUUGGCAUUAACUGUACGCCUCCACAGUACGUGGAGAGUCUGCUCCUCGAGCUUGACUGCCCCUGGCCCAAGGCCGUGUACCCAAACAGCGGUGAAGGUUGGGAUGGAGUGAACAAGAAGUGGCUUCCAGCCGAUAAUACUGGCGGUCCCAGCUCUUGGGAAGAGUAUCUACCUAAGUGGUACGAUGCUGGUGCCCGCUUCUUUGGUGGCUGCUGCCGUACAUCUCCUGACGAUAUUCGCGCUAUUCGUGAGUACUUUGCCAGCCGUCAGCUGCUGUAA